This is a messenger RNA of Didymodactylos carnosus, 399 nucleotides long. NCBI's taxonomy places the organism in Eukaryota, Metazoa, Rotifera, Eurotatoria, Philodinida, Philodinidae. The record is from the annotation of a GenBank genome assembly.
AUGAAUUUGGACACAGAGUUUGAUGAUAUUGGUGAAACACACCACAAAUUAUAUGACUUCGGCAGGAAUCUCAGAUUUGAAACGAGUAAUUUAGAUCAAAUUAAACGAGACUUAAGUCAGGUGGACGACUUGGUUCAAAGUGCUCCGAAAUUAGCAGCAGCCGCUAGUCGUGUUCAAGUGAAACUCUACAUUGGUGUGAAAGCAGCGAAAAUCAGUUCUGGAACAAUGAUAAUAUACUGCGGAACUAAUUGUCGAGUCGUAGGAAAAGUAAUAUGUAGGGAAGGAAUUAAAUCAAACGCGCCUGCAUCAGUCUACAACUUUAUGCAACAGCAUCUGAUCGAUCUACAUUGGGCGGGAAGGAUCCUUGCCCACGCUGUGAUAGGACUCAUUUUGGGUUAA